AUGUCCGUUGACGUCACUGACAAAUCAACAGCGAGAGCCUAUUAUUCUCGACCACUGACAGAACAGCUUUACACUUACUUCAGAAUCAGAAGUUUCGAAGCCUCGAAAGGGAUCGACUUCAAGCUAAAUCCAGAAGAGCACUUUAAGGUUCACUUCCAGUCGGAUUAUCUUCAGCAUACGCCCUUCUGCUACACCAUCAAGGUCUUCAACCGCAACGGUGAAGUUUUCCGUCCCAAAGUGCGAAUUUUCCUGGCUCCGAAAUUUGACAGUGUCGGCCGGAGGUUCAACCUGGCCCGGUCGGUUACAUUACAAGACUCCAGUGAGAGCAGCAUCUUCAGCCUUGACACUCAAGAUGUGUAUUUCGCCCCGCAAAAGAACGAAAUCUAUGGCGCUGUAGACGGGAGAACGUCUGGCUGCAGCUGGCCAGAGAAUCUCCAGCUGCCUCGGGGUAAGCCAGAUGGCAUGAAUUUCCUUCUUUUCGUGAUGGUGACUGAUGCCUCGUUGGACACGCCACUUAGCCAAAUGCACGGCUGCACAGAUCCAGGGAACUAUUACUUGUCGCCCGGCUCGUGUAUAGCUCCCCUCCUCUCAAGGACGUCCCCCAUGCAGUUUCUGCGGCCUCCCCAGUGGCAAGUACCCCGACCAGUGGCCCAUGGGAUAUCCUCUGGACAGGAAGAGUGGCCACGAGACGAUCGAAGCCUUCGUGGACGAAUACUCGAACAUGAGACUACAGGUACUCGUCAUUAUGUUAGAUAAGGACACAGGUACUCGUCAUUAUGUUAGAUAAGGACACAAGUCUCGUGAGGAAAAAUGACAUGGUUGAAUGCCUUCGCUUUAGGUGUCGAGUCAGUCAGUCUGUCUAUCUGUAUAAAUAUCCUGAGUCCUUUCUAAUGUUAAAAGAAAAAAAAUAUAUUGGUAAUUCCGUUAUUGUUUUUAAAAAAUCAUACAAGUUCUCAUACGGCACAUCCAUUCAAACAUGGAUCCGGGAAAAAAAAGAAAAAUGCAACCCCUCAGAUGCAUAAUCUGCGCAUCUGAAGACAAUGUUUUUGAAUGGUGCGAAAAAGUAUAGAUUUUUUCUUUUUUGUCCUGCUAAAAGUACCCGGCAAUCGAUAGGCCGGCAGACGGCAAAUUUUCGCUGGGUGCCGGCUACUUUUGAACACCCUGCACUAUGGAAAACCACUUCUACCAAAUACUGUUUACUUGUAACUGGAAAAAUAUUAAAAUUUGGGCCAAAAAGAGGAAACCUGAACAUCAUGGGUGUAAUGAAGCUCUUCCUCUAGCACAAGAACCAUCUGAAUAGCAGAAUCUAGAUUUGAAAUAUUUUAUUGAUCUCACUAAAAGGCUUGAUGCAAUGAAAAAACUCACACAAUAAAUAUGAAGUCGAAUUGAGACCUUAGUUGUGAAAGAUUAUGCCCAAUUAAAUGUUCGAUCUACAAAACAACAGCAAGCUAAACAUCAUAGUAAUACCAGUACAAAUUAGUCUUAUCUACUUCACGACCAAAGAAGGAUACAAACAAAAUAUAUCUCAAUUACAUCAUUUUAUCUUAGUUCUUCCAUUUAAAUACAUAUUCCUUUUUCUUGAAAACAAAUGCUUCUUUAUAAAAUUUCAUCACACACCUGAUUAAUUAUUCUCAGUACUGCCUAAAUAUCUUUCAUCAAUUUUUUUUUUCAAUAUUAAAAUUAUAUGUAAAUCUCAAUGACUCUUGAAUAUACAGAAAAAAUGGAAGUAAAAAUAUGAAUAUACCGUCUAUAUGUGUAAACACUAUA
Messenger RNA from Penaeus vannamei (Pacific white shrimp), 1767 nucleotides. The record is from RefSeq and is a predicted model, not a curated record. Lineage: Eukaryota; Metazoa; Arthropoda; Malacostraca; Decapoda; Penaeidae.